AUGAGCUCGGACUGCGAAAGUUACUAUAGCAAAGAAAAGGUGUUCGUGGAGGGCUUCACGUGCCCGAAAGCGGACAGUGACACCGCGGCUCUUUUCUGCUGCGGGUUCAAUGACUUGAAGUACUGUUGUGAUGACCCCAACAGCUUUUUCCCGUAUGAAUAUGGAUACAUGUGGUGGUUGAGUUUCGGAGCUCUCGUGGGUCUCUCUGUGGCAGCUGUGGUUCUUCUCGCCUUCAUCGUCACUCUGUGUGUCCUCUGCUAUCUCUUCAUCACCACCAAACCAAGAGGUCUGGACAAUGGGCUGCCGCUCCGAGCGCCAGGCUCUUCAUCAAGUCCACAAAGAGCAGGACCGAGCCAUUCUAGCGCCCCCGCUGGUCCUCAAGGCCUCAGGAAACACUUCCUGAGGGGCAAGCUGGACUGUGACAACCAGCCCCCGGACCCUGACCGCCUUUUCCAACGUUGUUUCAUGGCCACUGUGACGUCCAUCAAAGUGGAGGGCCCUGCAUAGCCGGUCGGGACUGUUUGUCUCCUCAAUUGUGUGGUCGCUCCGAAGUUUCUCAAUGGCAGCCCUUUGAAACAUUCUGUGUGGCCUCCCCCAGUGAAUGUAUUCUGUAAUACAUUAUAUUUUAAUCAUCCGCUGUCCAUUUCCACACAUUUACAUUCCAUUGGCUACAUUUAAUAUGCUACUCGGCCACUGCGUCAAACUGUGCUCCGCCAAACAAGCAGCUGUCGUGUUAGGAAUGACAACUUGUAGAAAGUUACCCGUUACGUGGCAACCAGAUGGAGAGUUGGUGAGGGGCCGCUCGGGGAAAGAGACAUAUGCUGAGAACCACUGGUGAAAUCAAUAUAAUUGAAUCCUGAUCCUUUGAGAUGAAUAGUUUAAAUUGGCUUUGUAUUGAUGAGAUGGGCUAAAAUAAAUUUUUAUUUCCCUAGAAAUCUCCUUCAAGUCCAGAGGCUAUUUUUCUUAAAAACUGAAACACAUAUGUAUAAUUAAUUCCUGAGAUCCAACAAGAAAUUACCUCAAAAAGCUCUUUGAAUGAUGAUUAACCAAACAACAAUUUAGCCUCGGAUAGGAUUUUGUUGAACCUGAGAGAUAAAAAAAUGAAGGGGAUUGUGUUCAAACUGCCUUUGAUUGACACAAGCCUAUAUAUUUGAGUUAAUUUCCAAAGACACCUUUCAUGUUCAUAUCGCUACGCAAUCUUAACUACACCUUUUUAUUUGGCAACUUCGCUCCACUCCGGGAGAAAGAGAAGCUUCUUUUUUUCAGCGGUUCGGCGCACUUCAAAGGCUGUUUUUGUUGUUCUUAUUUUUCCGAUCGCUCUCGCAUCGCCUCGUUAUUUCCAAUUGAGUGAGUUUUGAUCCAGAGGGUUAAACAACAAGAAACCAGAGCUAUCAGUGCACUUUUAAAUCAAUUUUAGCACAACCAUCCACUUGGACUCGAGGAUGAAUUCAUUCGGUUUUGGAGAUUGAGGGUCAAGGUCACUGUUAUCAUACAUCUGUCCCAUUCUUACCAUAGUUGGUGAUUGGAUACGCUCAGCGCGUCUGUCAUAUGUGUACCUGACCCAAUGUGUGCUGCCUUAAUGGUUGGUGUUCAUAUAUAUUUUGUUUACAGACUAUAAAACAUUACAUUACAUUUCCUAUCAACUCCUCACAAGAAAAAGUCCCAAAUUAUUAGUGUUGAUUUCUCUUCCUCCCUGCAGUAUUAGUAGACUUUGUUAUUGAAGAGUAGCCGCUGAAAAAGGACGACGGAAGCUUACGUAUGAUACAUUUUAUGGACUGUGCACACGUCACUAAAAUCCAAACUCAAUGCAAAUCAGGCCAACCUGGCAUGUGGUCUGGUUGAUUGAAUCCCAAUGGGAGCAAGAUGCGACCACGGAGCACAUGAGCCACAUUUACAACAUAGUUGACAACAAUAUCAGCAUGGCACUCAUAAUGGCAUCGUCUGUGUGACGGUCGGUCCUGACUGAAAUAUCUCAACGACAAGAACCCUUUAGCAGCAACAGAACAAACCCAUACGCAAAAUUGUCCCAUUUGCUUUGCAAUCUCCAUGUAAGUGCUUCGUUGAGUGUCAAAGUCGAGGAAAGGAUACAAUCUACAUCUCAUACCCAACUAUCAGUCGGAGGCUUUUAUGUCGCUGAAGGAGAAACCAGAGCUUUAUAUUGUAGCUGCAGAUUCCCAUGUCGGGUCAUGGCAGCUCUGCUCAUUUUAAGAAUAAUCGUGUAAUGUGUCAAUCUCUCUGUUGCCUAACAAAUGCACAAGGUCAUUUAAGACCAGUAGCACUGCCAGUUAUGCUUAAUACCAUUGUAUUUAUAGAAAUAUAUUGGGCGGCUCAAGUGCCUCACUGAUUAAUGUGUAUUUUCCAUAAUUAUUAUUAAAGCUAUGAACCACACUU
Pseudoliparis swirei is the source of this 2391-nucleotide messenger RNA. Its product is annotated as protein shisa-like-2A. The record is from RefSeq and is a predicted model, not a curated record. The transcript has 3 exons. NCBI's taxonomy places the organism in Eukaryota, Metazoa, Chordata, Actinopteri, Perciformes, Liparidae. The coding region runs from base 1 to 507 and encodes 168 amino acids.